This is a messenger RNA of Amblyraja radiata (thorny skate), 6189 nucleotides long. RefSeq names its product anion exchange protein 2. Gene Ontology annotation, biological process: regulation of intracellular pH; bicarbonate transport; transmembrane transport. The record is from RefSeq and is a predicted model, not a curated record. Gene Ontology annotation, molecular function: solute:inorganic anion antiporter activity; bicarbonate transmembrane transporter activity; monoatomic anion transmembrane transporter activity. Gene Ontology annotation, cellular component: plasma membrane; basolateral plasma membrane. The transcript has 21 exons. Bases 243 to 2942 code for a protein of 899 amino acids. Lineage: Eukaryota; Metazoa; Chordata; Chondrichthyes; Rajiformes; Rajidae.
AUUUCAGCUGCCUCACAUUACUUGCGGAAGGUCACCAGACCAGAGUCUCCGGGCUUGGAACGGCUUGAGGUUCUACGACCAACAGAUCUCUUUGCAACUCCAAUUGGAGCAUUGGAGACUGGAAGGUGCCCUUGGACAUCUGGGAGGGUGAAUUUGUUCCAAAAGGACAUGUCAUCGAAAUCUGUAUAAGAGUGCAGAAGGAUAACGUUAAUAAGUUGGAGUGCGUUUAGGAAGUAAGCAACAUGGCAUACAAAGGAUCCUACGAAAUCCAGAUGUUGGCCACAGGUGAAGAAAGUCCCAAGCCUCAUUCGAGGUUCAUAUCGGGAGCCGCAGACCCCAGCAGAGGAAAAAUUAUUCUGCAAAAGGAUCCCCCAGGAAGUCUCCCGUUUCAGUCUGACACAUAUAACAAAAACUUUGGAAAAGAAACUUUCCACAAGGCAUUUGUUGAAAUGAAUGAACUGACGAAGGAUGGGGAGAAAUCUUACUGGAAGGAACGUGCACGAUGGAUAAUGUACGAGGAGAAGCUCGAGGAGGAAACAGACCGUUGGAGUAAACCACAUGUCCCUUGUCUCAGUUUCAGGUGUCUGCUGGAAGUACAAAGGGCCAUCAACAAUGGUGCUGUCCUGUUUGACUUGAAGGAAACCACCAUGUCUGGGAUUAGUGUUCACAUUGUCGAAGAGAUGAUCGCCAAAGAUCAGAUCAGAGCACAAAUGAGAAUCACUGUGUUGAAAACCUUGCUCUUAAAACACAGACACCAAUUUGAUGAAGAUGUUAGUGGUCAUCUGGAUAUUGAAACAAAGUUAAAAGAGGAUCAUCAGAGCAGACGUCACUCGGAAAUAAUGGACAAAGUUCCAGAAAACACAGAGGCCACCCUGGUUCUUGUUGGUUGUGUGGAGACAAUGGCUUCUCCAGCAAUGGCCUUUGUGCGUUUGGAGCAGGCUGUGUAUUUGGAGUCAGUGCUGGGGAUUCCCAUCCCCACCAGAUUCAUAGCUGUAUUCCUGGGACCCAGCACUUCUAAUCUGGACUACCAUGAAAUUGGACGCUCACUUUCAACUUUAAUGGCAGACAAGGUUUUCCGCCAAGUGGCAUAUGAAGCAAAGAGUCGCAGCGAUCUGCUGACCGGUAUCCGUGAGGUUCUGGACUACAGCAUUGUCAUUUCCCCAACAGAAGUUCAUGAUGAGGAUCUACUAAGGUCUGUCAUCCCCUUCCAGCAUGAAAUGCUGUUGAAGAGGAAGAAAAAGAUUGAUAAGAAGUUGGGAAAAACGGCUGUACCAUUACAAAUCGCCGCAAAGAAAACAACACCCCCUGAAGACGAUGAUCCUCUCAAAAGAACAGGGAGACCGUUUGGAGGUUUGAUCCGAGAUAUCAAGCGGCGCUACCCCAAAUACCUGAGCGACAUCAAGGACGCCCUGAACACUCAAUGUCUGGCUGCAAUUAUCUUCAUUUACUUUGCUGCCUUGACCCCCGCCAUCACCUUUGGUGGUCUACUCGAGGAGAAGACCAAGGGCAACAUGGGCGUUUCGGAGCUGAUUGUUUCAACAGCAGUUCAAGGAAUCAUCUUCUGCCUAAUUGGUGCUCAGCCCUUGCUAAUUUUGGGUUUCUCUGGCCCACUCUUGGUGUUUGAGGAAGCCUACUUUAACUUCUGUGAAACGCUUGGUGUGGACUACCUGGCUGGUCGUGUAUGGGUUGGAUUUUGGAUGAUUAUUAUCGUGGUUGUGCUUGUUGCCUUUGAAGGCAGCUUCAUGGUUCGAUUCAUUUCUCGAUUUACACAGGAAAUAUUCUCCAUCUUAAUCUCCCUCAUCUUCAUCUACGAAACCUUCAACAAGCUAUUUAAGAUUUUCAAAGCUCACCCUCUGACUGAGCAUUACAACACAAGUGUGAGUGGUACAAGUGUGAGUGGCCCUGACCAGACACCACAACCCAACACAGCGUUGCUGUCCCUUGUUCUGAUGCUGGGAACCUUCUUCAUUGCCAUUUUCUUAAGGCAGUUGAAAAACAGUCAGUUUCUUCCAGGAACGAUCCGGCGUGUGAUCGGUGAUUUUGGCGUUCCCAUUGCCAUCCUUUCCAUGGUGCUGGUGGACUUCUUCAUUAAGACCUUCACCCAGAAACUCAAUGUUCCAGAUGGUCUUCAGGUGACAAACUACCCAAAUAGAACUUGGUUUAUCCACCCUCUUGAAGGAAUUCCCUAUUGGAUGAUGCCUGCCUCAAUUGUUCCCGCCAUGCUAGUUUUAAUCCUUAUCUUCAUGGAAUCUCAGAUCACAACGCUCAUUGUCAGUAAGCCAGAUCGGAAAAUGGUGAAAGGCUCUGGGUUUCACUUGGACUUGCUACUGAUUGUGCUAAUGGGCGGAAUUUCUGCUCUGUUUGGAGUGCCUUGGAUGAGUGCGGCCACUGUGAGGACCGUCACUCAUUGCAACGCCCUUACUGUGAUGAGCAAAUCUGUUCCACCAGGCCACAAGCCCCAGAUUCAAGAAGUUAAGGAACAAAGGAUAACUGGAUUUAUUGUUGCCAUUCUAAUCGGUCUGUCCAUUCUGAUUGGAAAUAUCCUGCGCAAUAUCCCGCUCGCUGUCCUGUUUGGAAUCUUUUUGUACAUGGGAGUGACAUCUUUGAAUGGAAUCCAGCUCUUUGAUCGUUUGCUACUGUUGUUCAUCCCACCUAAGUAUCACCCAGACCUCAGCUAUGUACGCAAGGUGCACACCCGUCGCAUGCACAUCUUUACUAUCAUCCAGCUACUCUGCAUUGUGAUUCUGUGGGCGAUCAACAAAUCUGCCUUCUCACUGGCUUUUCCCUUCGUGCUCAUUCUUACCGUCCCCCUCAGAAUGUUUGCACUGGGCAAGAUUUUCUCACCAGUGGAGAUGAAAAGUCUGGAUGGAGACGAAGUGGAAGCUACGUUUGAUGAGCAGGCAGGAAAGGACGUUUAUGAUGAAAUACCAAUGCCAUCCUAACGACGCCAAACCCAUUCAGGACAUAGCCGUUAACUCAUUGCAACUUAAGAAACAACAAAACCGAUCAAUGUUCGUUGUCCUGCUUAUUUUCCUUUGUGAAUUGGUGAAAGCCAAAAGGGAGGGGUGGUGAGUUUCAAAGUUGUGCAAUUGUCAAUACACAAUCACAUCCCAGUACCAGGGACCAAAUUAAGUCACAUUGUUGCCAUGGUAACAUAAUUAUCAAAAUACGGACUGACUUACCCAUGUUUAAGUAGAGAAAGAUAAUAGACUAGAUGACAAUAGUACAACUUUACACUCUCUGCCCAAGAUCCCGGAAUGUUAUAUGCUGGUGCUAGUGACAUGUGAGGCAUGCAUCGUUUGUUCCAUUUAACACAUUUAAAAUCUUGUUGCCAUUUUUUAUUCCAUUUCUAUAAUAGUAGUACUCUAGCUGCAGCAAAAGCUAUGACGAACGAAAAACAGAUUGUGGGAGCAACUCAGCAGAUCAGACAGCAUCCAGUACGUGGAGGAAGUGGACAGACGACGUUUCAGGUUGGAAACCCGUGAUGAGAUUGAAGACGGGUCCUGACUCGAAAUGUCGUCCGUCCAUUUCUUUUCACGGAUGCUGACUGUUCUACUGUGUUCCUCCUGCAAUCUGUUUUUGCUCAAGACACCAGCAUCUGCAGUUUGCACCAUGAAAGUAUUGCUGUCAUAUUACUAACCUUUCCUCUCAAACUAAUUACAUCCCUGCAAACUAUUAUUUUGUUUUUACUUGAGCUAAUAUGGGGUUUUUUCUGCGCCCCAAUAUUUGUAGGGAGUGGACGUGAUAGUGGAGUGAGUAUUUCUGGUGGGUCGGAGGUGAGGGAGCAAACUACAAAGUCAGGACAUGGGAGUACUGUUGAAUUUACUAACAAGCUUUUUUUUCCCAUUUUGCUCUGUUUCCUACCUGUCAAGCAACCUGUGGUCAUUGCACAUAGCAAACAACAAUAUAGAAUUACAUGAAUAUGUAUGUGUUAAGCUGCAGGUAGAUCAUGUUAUCUGAAUACAACUGGACGGCACAGUGGCACAGCGGUAGAGUUGCUGCCUUAAAGAGCCAGAGGUCCCAUUACGAUCCUCACUAUGGGUGCUGUCUCUACAUAGUUUGAUUGUUCUCCCCAUAGGUUUACUCCGGGUGCUCCAGUUUCCUUCCACACUCCAACGACAUACAGAUUUGUAGGUUAAUUGGUUUCGGAAAAAUCGUAAAUUGUCCCAAGUGUGGAGGAUAGUGAGAGGUCGCUGGUCGGCACGGUCUCGGCGGCUGAAGGGCCUGUUUCCAUGCUGUAUCUCUAAAGUAAAGUAAAGGCAGUGGGAGGGGGAAAAUAAAUCAAACCAGGUAAUAAAAGAGGCGAGGGGGAAAUGUGAAUUAUUGUAAGUUAGUCAUAGGGUCAUAGAGUAUUACAGCAUGGCCCAACUUGUCCAUGCCAAUCAUAAUGCCCUAUCUACACUAGUUCCACCUGCCCACGUUUGGCCCAUACCCCUCUUUUAAAUGUUAUAAUAACUGCCUCAACUACCUCCUCCGGCAGCUCGUUCUAUAUAUCUACCACCCUCUGUGUAGAAAAGUUGCCCCUUGGGUUCCCAUUAAAUCUUUCCCCCCUCACCUUGAACCUAUGCCCUCUGGUUCCUGAUUUCUCUACUGGGUAAAAGACCGUAAAAUAAAAUGCAUCAGCACCAUCUAUUCCCUUCAUGAUCUUGUACACCUCGAUAAGGUCAACCCUUAUCCUCCUGUGCUCAAAGGAAUACAAUACUACCCUGUCCUAUCUCUCCCUAAAACUCAGACCCUCGGCAUCCUCGUAACUGGUGAGUGAGGAAGAAAAUCAGGCGGUGUUGGACUAACUAUGGGGGAACAGCAAGUACUGCCUGUUGGUGGGGAGUGGGAAGGUCAGCUGUCACUUUGGAGAGAGAGCAGUAAACAUUGUGAGCUUUCAAUACUGGGGAGGAGGCUUGUUGGUAGCAGAAGGUUUGUCUCGAGGGUUCUUUCUGGUCAAAAAUAAAUGCAAUAAAGAGCACAUUGUAUCAUUCUAUCCUUAUAAACAGGGUGAACCAGUGCCAAAUGUGACCGCCUUCAGAGGAAAGGAGAUGAGGAGGAAUUUCUUUAGUCAGAGGGUGGUGAAUCUGUGGAAUUCAUUGCCACAGACCAAGGAGGCCAAGUCAAUGGGUAUUUUCAAGGCAAAGAUUGACAGUUUCUUGAUUAGUAAAUGGUGUCGGGGGUUAUGGGGAGAAGGCAGGAGAAUGGGGUUGAGAGACAAAGAUAGACCAGCCAUGAUUGAAUGGCAGGGUAAACUUGAUGGGCCGAAUGAUCAAAUUCUUCUCCUAUGACUUAUACAUGACUUCUUAUGAAACAGAGCUCUAUGUACUUAUUGUAGAUUGGGAUUUUCCUCUUCAGAGUGGGAUUCUGGAUGCUCCCAAAUUUCCUUAGAACUAAAACUCUCAUAUUCUCAACAGGUGAGGGUCUGUUGUCUCAAACUUGCCAAUCCUCUCCUGCCCAUUGUGAAAAGGGUCAAACUCUCCCACCACCCCUCCAUCAAUAUAAUUCUUAGUAGUUAGCGACCAUUUCAUUACAAGAUGCUUCAGAGACUAUAUCCUUCAGACUUUAAGAGGCUUUUUCAUAACAUUGAAAUGCUGAUUUAUGCUUUAUAUAAGUGGCUGAGUUCAAAAUGAAUGCAAUUUCUUGUUCUCUCAAGAAUUUUAACCAAGGGGAAUACGAUCUUUUAAUAACAAUAAUUCUUAGCUAAGGUGCCUGAAACUUUUGUGUGCAUUUAUUUUUUGUAAUGUGCUUACACUGCUUAAUUUUAGCAAUAAUUUAAUUCCAUUAAAUUGCUUUGAUGAUACAUCCCAUGUUUUUAAAUAUCCAUAUUUUGAUACAUUUACAUUUUAAUUGAGUUAUUAUAAUUUCUACCACUUAUUCGAUUAUAGAUAAGUCUUCCUGGAUUUGGAUUGGGUACUUUUAGACUGUUCCUACAAUGAAAUGAAAGCACAGUAAAAACAAAAGACAAUAUGCCUUUUUGAAAAGGUUCAUUUAGAAUUGUUCCAUUUGUGGACAAGCUCUGGUGAAAUUGUGCAGUUAAUAAUUUUCCCUUUUAUAUUCAAAUAUCGUGUAAAGUUUCUGAAAUGUGAUGGGAUGGAGAUGAAGACAUCACCUCGAUAAUGAAUAAUUUCCCGAUGAUUGCUUAUGAUGUGAUUACUUUUUCAGACUGGAUUGUCUUUUUCUAAAUAAAGAUAUGUGCUCCAAUAA